UCAUCUUUCCAAACUGGUAGAAUCCUCGUCUACAGCCUAAACCUCAUCAGAAGACAUGAAGUACCUGGUCCUUUUCGCCAUAGUGGUUCAGGCUCUGGCUGCCCCGCCACGAGGCAAGCCUGGAAACCCUGGCCCUGAAACUGGGAAUCCACCUGGUCCACCUGGUCCACCAGGCCAUCCCAAUGUAACUGGCCCACCUCCACCCCCACCAGAUGGUUCUUCUGACAACAGACCACAGGGCAACGGUCCUCCUCCAAAGAAUGGCAGCCCUCCCCCUUCUGAAGAUGGCCCAAGACCAGCCAAAGGAAACCCACCUCCUAGUGGCAAGCCACCAGCAAAUGGGCCAUCCGAGAACAAAACUGGACAGCCACCCGCCGGAAAUAGACCCAAAAGACAUCUGAACGGUGCAAGGGGCAAACCUACUAGGACGCCACAUGUAGAAAAUCAUACUAAUGACUUUACAGGAAGCCAUCCUCACACUGAUUCUGCUGAAAAGCAUAGUGGAGAGAAGGGCCGCGACUCUAGACCUGGGAAGAGACACUGACCCUGAAAGAUAAAACCAGAAAAAUACGGUGACAGCAAAACCCUACACUAGACAAGUAGAUCUAAAGUCUGUAGAGUUUUUAUUGCAAAUAAACGUAUAUUAAACACAA
This is a messenger RNA of Rana temporaria (common frog), 653 nucleotides long. Its product is annotated as basic salivary proline-rich protein 4-like. The transcript is spliced from 4 exons. Lineage: Eukaryota; Metazoa; Chordata; Amphibia; Anura; Ranidae. The record is from RefSeq and is a predicted model, not a curated record. The coding region runs from base 56 to 544 and encodes 162 amino acids.